UGGGCCCACGAUGUCAGCGCAGCACCGUCAUCGUCUUCUCCACGAUGCUCCUCUCCACAGUCUCCUUCCUCCUCACCUCCGCCCGCCUCCCUGCCGCCGCGCUCUCCGGAAACCCUAGGCAGGCGCACCGCCUCCUGCUCCUCUCCGUGCUCCCGUCCUCGUCCCCGCUCCGCGCCUUCUGCCCGGCGGCCUCCCGCCCUUCGCCCGCCACCUGCUCCGCCUACUCCUCCUCCUCCCACGCCGCCUCCGCCAUGGCGGAGCAAGCCGACAACCCGCUCCUCGCCGACUUCGACUUCCCGCCCUUCGACCGCGUCGACCCCAGCCACGUCCGCCCCGGGAUCCGCGCGCUCCUCUCCCGCCUCGAGGGCGAGCUGGAGGAGCUGGAGAAGGGCGUGGAGCCGGCGUGGGGGAAGCUUGUCGACCCGCUCGAGCGCAUCGUCGACAGGCUCGACGUCAUCUGGGGCAUGGUCGACCACCUCAAGGCCGUCAAGGACUCCGCCGACCUCCGUGCCGCCGUCGAAGACGUCCAGCCCGAGAAAGUCAAGUUCGAACUAAGGCUGGGGCAGAGCAAGCCUAUAUAUGAAGCUUUCAAUGCCAUAAGGAAUUCUUCGGCCUGGGACAGCCUCAGUGAUGCUCGCAAGCGUGUCGUAGAAGGCCAAAUAAAGGAUGCUGUUCUUGGUGGAGUUGCACUUGAGGAUGAACAGAGGGAGAAAUUUAAUCAAAUCCAACAAGAGCUUGAGAAGUUGACAGAGAAGUUCAGUGAGAACGUGCUGGAUGCAACAAAGAAAUUUGAGAAAUUAAUUACUGAUAAAAAGGAAAUCGAUGGUUUACCUGCUACAGCCCUCGGCUUAGCAGCACAGACUGCUGUGUCAAAGGGUCAUGAAAAUGCUUCAGCUGAAAAUGGACCUUGGGUCAUAACAUUGGAUGCACCAAGCUAUAUGGCUGUUAUGCAACAUGCUAAGAACAGAGCUCUUCGUGAAGAAGUUUAUCGUGCCUAUCUAACCCGUGCCUCAAGUGGUGAUCUUGAUAACACCAAUAUCAUAAGUCAAAUUCUAAAGUUGAGGCUAGAGAAAGCUAAACUACUUGGCUACAAGAACUAUGCUGAGGUAAGCAUGGCUCGGAAAAUGGCAACUGUUGAUAGAGUGCAAGAGCUUCUUGAGAAAAUUCGUGCUGCUUCCUGGGAUAAUGCAGUUCAAGACAUGGAAGAUCUAAAGGUCUUUGUGAAAGAUUCUGGUUCUGCAGAAGCCAAUGAUCUGACACACUGGGACCUUAGCUUCUGGAGUGAGCGACUGCGAGAAUCUAAAUACGAUAUUGAUGAGGAAGGACUGCGUCCUUACUUCGCACUACCAAAGGUUAUGGAUGGCCUGUUCAGUCUUGCAAAUAAGCUCUUUGGUAUAAGCGUUGAGCCAGCAGAUGGAUUGGCUCCGGUUUGGAACAGUGACGUCAAAUUUUAUUGUGUCAAAGAUUCUUCCAAUAGCCCUGUCGCUUACUUUUACUUUGAUCCAUAUUCAAGACCAUCUGAAAAACGUGGUGGGGCUUGGAUGAAUGUGGUUUUUUCUCGUAGUCGCGUGCUAGCUCGCAAUGGAUCGCCUGUCAGGCUGCCUAUUGCCCAUAUGGUGUGUAACCAGAUGCCUCCAGUUGGUGAUAAGCCCAGUCUUAUGACCUUCCGCGAGGUUGAAACCGUGUUCCACGAAUUUGGUCAUGCACUGCAGCAUAUGCUUACCAGACAAGAUGAAGCCUUUGUUGCUGGUAUCCGUGGGAUAGAAUGGGAUGCCGUAGAGUUACCCUCUCAGUUCAUGGAAAACUGGUGCUAUCACAAGGAUACUCUUUUGAGCAUUGCAAAGCAUUAUGAAACCGGUGAACUUCUUCCGGAGGAAAUCUAUGCCAAGCUUGUGGCUGCAAAGAAUUUCCGUGCUGGCACCUUCAGUCUGCGUCAGAUACGUUUCGCAAGUGUAGAUAUGGAGCUGCAUACAACUUAUGAUCCCAGUGGACCAGUAUCCGUAUAUGACGUUGACCGAAAAGUUGCCGAACGAACCCAAGUUCUUGCUCCUCUGCCGGAGGACAGAUUCCUGUGUGGAUUUAGCCACAUAUUUGCAGGUGGCUAUGCAGCUGGGUACUACAGCUACAAGUGGGCUGAAGUACUUUCAGCCGAUGCAUUCUCAGCAUUUGAAGAUGUGGGCCUCGAUAAUGAGAAGGCCAUUGAGGAAACUGGCAGACGAUUCAGAGAAACAGUUCUUGCACUUGGAGGUGGAAAAUCUCCGCUCGAGGUUUUUGUUUCGUUCCGAGGACGGGAGCCUUCGCCUGAAGCACUGCUCAGGCACAACGGCCUGCUCCCUGUUGCUGCGUAGCGUGGGCAGUCAUUCGUUUAUUUUUCAUUUGCUACACCGUGGAUCAUUUGUAGGAGUUUCUGUGUGAUGCCAAUGAGACAGUACAACAGUUCCAACUAGUUAAUUCGAUCAAUAAUAAUAUCGUUAUAUCACCAUGCCGGUGUUCCUAUUUCGUUUCAACAAAGAUGUGUUCCAGUA
This is a messenger RNA of Brachypodium distachyon (stiff brome), 2525 nucleotides long. RefSeq names its product probable cytosolic oligopeptidase A. Gene Ontology annotation, biological process: proteolysis; peptide metabolic process. The record is from RefSeq and is a predicted model, not a curated record. Gene Ontology annotation, molecular function: metalloendopeptidase activity. NCBI's taxonomy places the organism in Eukaryota, Viridiplantae, Streptophyta, Magnoliopsida, Poales, Poaceae. The transcript has 17 exons. The coding region runs from base 45 to 2348 and encodes 767 amino acids.